AUGCCUGGAUUGGAGAGCGCAGUGCCCGACUUCAAGCUUGCGACUGACCCUCCCGAGUCAAAGAUCACGCCUGCAAACACGUCUCACGCCUCUUUAUUCUCACUUAGCGGGAAGACAAUUGCCAUCACAGGUGCUGGCCGUGGGCUAGGUAUAACUCUGGCUGCCGCCAUCCUCGAGGCGGGUGGCAAUGUGGCGUGUCUCGACAUACUCACAGAGCCCGCCGCAGAAGAGUGGGCUGCGACCACCAAGACCGCCAAAUUAUCAAAACUGUCCCUGACCUACCGUCGAGUCGACAUCACGGACGAGGAGAACCUAGCAAAGGUUCUAGACGAGGUGGCAGCCGAUGGUGAUGCUGUGGGGGCACCGUUCUACGGUGUCAUUGCUUGCGCUGGCAUACAGCAACAAAUCCCUGCUGUCGAAUACCCUAAGAACGAUUUUGAGCGAAUACUUUCCGUCAAUGUCACUGGGUCGUUCUUGACGGCCAAACACUCGGCCAGAAUAAUGAUUAAGAAUGGUGUCAAGGGUAGCAUUGUCUUGAUAGCUUCAAUGUCUGGGGAGAUUGCCAAUCGGGGACUGAGUUGCUCCGCAUACAACACCAGCAAAGCUGCUGUACAGCAGAUGUGCCGUUCCGUCGCGCAAGAAUGGGGUACACAUGGCAUUAGGGUGAACACUCUAUCUCCAGGAUACAUCCGCACCGCAAUGACCGACAUGCUGCUCGCCCAGAAUCCAGACUUGGAGAAGACUUGGAUGGCUGGGGCGUUGUUGAAUAGACUGGGUGCACCUGAAGAUUUCAAGGCACCCGCUAUAUUCCUCUUGUCUCCUGGUAGCUCAUUUAUGACCGGCGCCGAUCUUAGAGUAGACGGUGGCCACUGUGCCUCUGCAUAG
Messenger RNA from Neoarthrinium moseri, 885 nucleotides. RefSeq lists its product as uncharacterized. Gene Ontology annotation, molecular function: oxidoreductase activity, acting on NAD(P)H, oxygen as acceptor. The record is from RefSeq and is a predicted model, not a curated record. The coding region runs from base 1 to 885 and encodes 294 amino acids. Gene Ontology annotation, cellular component: intracellular anatomical structure. The transcript is spliced from 2 exons. NCBI's taxonomy places the organism in Eukaryota, Fungi, Ascomycota, Sordariomycetes, Amphisphaeriales, Apiosporaceae.